Molecule: messenger RNA, 788 nt
Organism: Monodelphis domestica (gray short-tailed opossum)
Lineage: Eukaryota; Metazoa; Chordata; Mammalia; Didelphimorphia; Didelphidae
Source: RefSeq, a predicted model, not a curated record
CUCCCCCAGGCCGCCCUCUAUGACCAAGGAGGCGCCGCCUUGUUGGGGCCGAGUGGACGGCGCCUCUGGGCCAGGGAGGCCGCGGGGGGCGGGCGCCGGGCUCAGACUCUCCCUGGUGCUGUGGCCGGUCAUGGGCUGAGCAGCCUCUCCAGGGAUCAGUUUCCUUGUCCGUGAAAUGGGGAUCAUGAAUUCUUGUCUACCGGAUGGGCAGGUGAGAAGCUGGGGUUCAGGCAGCAGGAGGCCAGGCCCCGGGCCUCAGGGCCUCCUCCCAGACUCCAGGGUGCCGUGCAGUGAGGAAGCAUUCAUCCCCAAUCCAGGCGACCCUCCUGGAAGGCUGGCUCCUGGGCCUUCCCUGAGGCCCGGCUCUGAGGUCUCCACACUCUCCCUUUCGCGGCGCAGGCCUUGCCCUUUCCACAGGGGCCUGGGAGGUGCAGAUUGGGAAAUGAGACCCGAAUCCCAGACUGCACUCCAAAGCUGGAUGGUCCCUGGAGCUGGCAUUGCCUGAAAGGCGCAGGAGGAGCACGCAGGGAGGAACAGCCUUCUGGGGAGGCAAAGAAUCCCCCAAGACGGGAGAGGCCUGAGGAAGGCCUGGUCAGAAGUCUCCCUAAUGACCACUCCCCCCCAGACUUUAUUUCCACAAAGGGCACCCUUUUCUUCUGCCACAAAUGGGACUUUUGUCUCUGGCACAAACUUCCUGAGUUGUAAAUUACUUUUAAAAAGGUUUUUUCCCCCCAAAUGGAUAAACAGAAGAGUUGAACUAAUCCACAGUGACAACAAUCCCAUAAUGA